AUGACUAUCUAUACAAAAGUAAGUUUAAAUUUCCGAAAAAUUUCUGUAAAAUCACUAAUACCAUUUAAUUUAUUGUUAUCAGUUGUUCUAAUUGGUGAUUCGGGAGUGGGAAAAUCUAAUUUACUUUCAAGAGAUGAGUUUAAUUUAGAAUCAAAAUCCACAAUUGGCGUGGAAUUUGCUACAAAAAGCAUAAUUACUGAAGGAAAAGUUAUUAAGGCUCAAAUAUGGGAUACAGCUGGGCAAGAAAGAUACAGAGCAAUAACAUCUGCAUACUAUAGAGGAGCAGUAGGGGCAUUACUAGUCUAUGAUAUUUCAAAAAGAUCAUCUUUCGAGAAUGUUGAAAGGUGGCUUAAGGAAUUAAGAGAUCAUGCUGAUCCUAACAUUGUUGUUUUACUCGUUGGUAACAAAUCAGAUCUAAGGAAUCUUAGAACAGUAACUCAAGAAGAAGCCUGUGCUUUUUCAGAAAGAGAAGGUAUGGCAUGUAUGGAGGCCUCCGCCCUAAACUCAUCAAAUGUAGAUGAAGCAUUUCACCGUAUUCUAUCUGAAAUUUAUACAUUAAGGAGCGAAAGACAGCUCACUGCAAACCAACAUGACUUGAACAGAGCAACCCUUCCUUUAGGUACCCAAGGAGUACGUGUAGACCCAAUAAAAGUUGAUCUGAACUCUAAAGGAAGCAAAAAAAGAUCCUGCUGCUAG
This is a messenger RNA of Cryptosporidium ubiquitum, 696 nucleotides long. RefSeq lists its product as uncharacterized. The transcript has 2 exons. Gene Ontology annotation, cellular component: endosome. Lineage: Eukaryota; Apicomplexa; Conoidasida; Eucoccidiorida; Cryptosporidiidae. Bases 1 to 696 code for a protein of 231 amino acids. The record is from RefSeq and is a predicted model, not a curated record. Gene Ontology annotation, molecular function: GTPase activity; GTP binding.